AUGAAACUCUUUUUAAAGGUUCUCGUGAUUCUGUUCUGCGUCGGCAAGGUAGAAGGCCGCUGGCUGAGGUCUCUGAUUGGCCAAAAGCAGAAACCUGUGUCGCCUUCAGACGAGGACAGAAGAAGCAAAUUUUUAACAACGGGAGAAAUCCAAAGGGAAGCCUCCGGAGAUGAGCCAGUCCCGGUCCGGACACGGCGCUCCGCUCCCGACUCCCAGUGCGGCCUCCGCUCCGUCUUGCUGCAGGUGCGGGACCUGGGGCUGGGCUACGACUCGGACGAGACGGUCUUGUUCAAGUACUGCGGGGGGUCUUGCCCCCACGCCCGCUCCAACUACGACCUCACGCUCAGCAACCUGCUGCUCAGCGGGCGGCUUCCGCAGCCGGCCCCCGGAGAGCCGUGGCACAGCGUGCCGUGCUGCAGGCCCACUCGCUACGAGGACAUGGCCUUCCUCGACAACUCGCACCGCUGGCACAAGGUGGAGAAACUCUCUGCCGCCGCUUGCGGCUGUGCAGACUAAAAACGGCCCGGAUCGAGGGUAAUAAGGAAGGGGCAGGUGAGAGAGAGCUGAAGACAUCUGGAGAGGACGAUUUGACUUACUCCGAAAAGAAAACGAAUAACUCCAUUUUUUUUUUUUUCAGAAAAGAGCCUUCAUGAGCAGAUUCUAAUGUUUGACUCAGAUUUCUGUGUUUUAUCCAUG
This is a messenger RNA of Xiphophorus maculatus (southern platyfish), 696 nucleotides long. Its product is annotated as persephin-like. The record is from RefSeq and is a predicted model, not a curated record. NCBI's taxonomy places the organism in Eukaryota, Metazoa, Chordata, Actinopteri, Cyprinodontiformes, Poeciliidae. The transcript is spliced from 2 exons. Bases 1 to 516 code for a protein of 171 amino acids. Gene Ontology annotation, molecular function: glial cell-derived neurotrophic factor receptor binding; receptor tyrosine kinase binding; growth factor activity.